Eutrema salsugineum is the source of this 1923-nucleotide messenger RNA. RefSeq names its product cytochrome P450 94C1. The transcript has a single exon. The record is from RefSeq and is a predicted model, not a curated record. Lineage: Eukaryota; Viridiplantae; Streptophyta; Magnoliopsida; Brassicales; Brassicaceae. Bases 36 to 1529 code for a protein of 497 amino acids. Gene Ontology annotation, molecular function: heme binding; oxidoreductase activity, acting on paired donors, with incorporation or reduction of molecular oxygen; iron ion binding.
UUCCUGCUUCUUCUUCUCUCUCUCUCUCUUCAACAAUGAUACUAAUCAUAUCCUUCAUCAUCGUCUCCAUCUCCUUCUUCUUCAUAUUCUCACUCUUUCACACAAUCUUCAAUCAAAAGCUACGUUACUGCAACUGCGAGAUCUGCCAUGCUUACCUCACUUCAAGCUGGAGAAAAGAUUUCGUCAAUCUCAGCGAUUGGUACGCUCAUCUUCUCCGGCGUUCUCCGACGUCGACGAUCAAAGUCCACGUCCUCAACAGCGUCAUCACCGCGAAUCCAUCUAACGUCGAACACAUCCUCAAAACGCGGUUCCACAAUUACCCGAAAGGUAAACAGUUCUCCGUCAUCCUCGGCGAUCUCUUGGGCCGUGGGAUUUUCAACUCCGACGGUGACACGUGGCGUUUCCAGAGAAAACUCGCGAGUUUGGAGCUCGGGAGCGUCUCCGUCAGGGUUUUCGCUCACGCCAUCGUGAGAACCGAGAUCGAAACGCGGUUAAUUCCGGUUCUGACUUCGUUCUCGUCAGAACCGGGUUCGGUUUUGGAUCUUCAAGAUGUUUUCAGGAGGUUCUCGUUCGAUACGAUUAGUAAAUUGAGUUUCGGGUUUGACCCGGAUUGUCUCCGGCUUCCUUUUCCGACGUCGGAAUUCGCCGUUGCGUUCGACACGGCUUCGACGCUUUCCGCGAAACGCGCGUUGGCUCCGUCUCCUCUGCUGUGGAAAAUCAAGAGGGUUUUGAGAAUCGGUUCUGAGAAACAGCUUAAGGAAUCAAUCGAUGUGAUAAACCGGUUAGCUGGUGAUUUGAUUAAGCACCGGAGGUUAACCGGUCUGACGGAGAAAAACAACGAUUUAAUCUCGAGAUUCAUGGCGGUUGUGGCGGAGGAGGACGAUGAGUAUCUCAGAGACAUCGUAGUAAGCUUUCUACUGGCUGGUCGGGACACGGUGGCCGCCGGUUCAACCGGAUUUUUCUGGUUAUUGAUACAUCAUCCGAAAGUAGAGAACCGGAUCCGAGAAGAAUUGGACCGGGUCAUGGGUCCCGGUUUUGAAUCAGUCACUGCCUCUUGCGAUGAAAUGAGAGAUAUGGACUAUUUGCAUGCGGCGUUGUACGAAAGCAUGAGAUUGUAUCCGCCGGUUCAAUUUGAUUCCAAAUUCGCUUUAAACGAUGACGUUUUAUCCGACGGUACAUUUGUGAAAAGAGGGACUAGAGUCACGUAUCAUCCUUACGCAAUGGGUCGGAUGGGUCGGAUAUGGGGUCCUGAUUACCAAGAGUUUAAACCGGAGAGGUGGUUGAAUAAUGAAGGUAAAUUCCGACCCGAAAAUCCGGUUAAGUAUCCGGUUUUCCAGGCUGGAGCUAGGGUUUGUGUGGGGAAAGAAAUGGCCAUCAUGGAGAUGAAAUCUAUAGCCGUGGCGAUCAUUAGGAGGUUCAAAAUACGAGCGGCAGGUCUUGGAUUCACCGAGACACUCCGGUUUAUGCCGGGGCUAACAGCGACGGUUAAUGGUGGAUUGCCGGUUUUGAUCCAAGAAAUGAGAACUUAAAGACCAAGGAAUCGUUCCCGACCAAAAAAAUAAAUAAAAAGAAAGACUAAGGAGUCGUUUUUUAAUCAAUUUAGGUUCAAAAAUUUUAAAGUCAGAUAUAUAUUAAUACUUUAUGAAACAUAGAUAGUCUGGUUUUAAACUGAUCAAUUAUUGUUAACAUGCAAACACACUUGGUGACAAUAUCUAUGUGUACCAUUUGUAUCUACUAGGGUUGAGUUCGCGCGGAUUUGAACGUAUGUUCAUAUUUUUAUAUGCUAUUUCUUAAAAAGAGUUUGUUUGAUAAAUUUCUUUUCUUUGUUUAAGAAAUAUUUUUUAUGGUUUGCAUUGUGUUAACAAUGUCUGUAUUCUAUUAGUUAUUUUUAAUAGUGUUUCUAUAUAACAACAAAUUUUUCUC